Messenger RNA from Thunnus maccoyii (southern bluefin tuna), 5453 nucleotides. It is a transcript of the gene adcy2a, whose product is annotated as adenylate cyclase 2a. The record is from RefSeq and is a predicted model, not a curated record. Lineage: Eukaryota; Metazoa; Chordata; Actinopteri; Scombriformes; Scombridae. The coding region runs from base 117 to 3749 and encodes 1210 amino acids. Gene Ontology annotation, biological process: intracellular signal transduction; adenylate cyclase-activating G protein-coupled receptor signaling pathway; cAMP biosynthetic process. Gene Ontology annotation, molecular function: adenylate cyclase activity. The transcript is spliced from 25 exons. Gene Ontology annotation, cellular component: plasma membrane.
CCUCCCCUUACCCUUCACUUCCCUCCCACUUUUCUCUCUCACUCUAAAGAGCACUCAGUCUCUGCGCUCCCCUUCAUUUCCCGCUCCAACAUGUUGGCAGGAGGAGGCAGAGGAGGAUGCUGCGCUCUACCCUCGGUGCGUUCCUGCCACCUCUUCGGCCAGCGCACACUGCCUCUGACUCAGACACAGCCUCAGCUUUCAGUUGUCUCCGCCUGAAGGACUUAAGAGAGGAGGUGGAGGAGGAACCCAAGGAUACACUGGAGAUCAGGAGCUCUCACACCAGGGUCCCCAACAGGAACAAUAACAGCAGGAGAGUGGAACAGAGCAACUGCUCUUCAUCUGUGGUGGAAACUGCUAAUACCUCAGCCGUGACCACCUCCUCCGCCUCCUCUGGUUUCCCUCCCUCCUCUUCCCCCUUAUCGGCUCCAAGAUCCAUGUGGCAAGAGGCAAUAAGGAGGAAACGGUACCUCCUGGACCGGACAGGGGAGUCUGGUGAGGGGGAGAAAGGAGGAGGACGAGGUCAGGAGAGGAGGAACAGGUCUCCGGACUGGCUGUAUGAGUCCUACUACUGUAUGAGCCAGCAGCAUCCUCUCAUUGUGUUUCUGCUGCUCAUAGUGAUGGGAGCCUGCCUGGCUCUACUGGCUGUGUUCUUUGCUUCAGGACUGAACGUUGAGGACCAUGUGGCCUUUGUAAUCACGGUGCCCACAGCGUUGGCCAUCUUCCUGGCUGUGUUUGUACUGGUGUGCAUUGAGUCCAUCUUCAAGAAGCUUCUACGUGUUUUCUCUCUGGUCAUCUGGGCCUGCUUGGUUGCCAUGGGUUACCUUUUUAUGUUUUCUGGCGGGAUCGUCUGUCCCUGGGAUCAGGUGUCCUUCUUCCUGUUCAUUGUGUUUGUGGUAUACACCAUGCUGCCAUUCUCAAUGCGGGAUGCCAUCAUCGCCAGUGUCCUGACCUCCGCCUCGCACACCAUUGUAUUGAGUGUCUGCCUGUCCAGCACAGCCGAUCACAUGGAACCAGUAAUAUGGCAGAUUUUGGCCAAUAUUAUUAUUUUCAUGUGUGGCAACAUGGCGGGGGCGUACCACAAACAUCUGAUGGAGUUGGCACUGAAACAGACUUACCAGGACACCUGCAACUGCAUAAAAUCUCCCAUUAAACUGGAGUUUGAGAAGAGACAACAGGAGCGUCUCCUGUUGUCACUGCUGCCAGCUCACAUCGCCCGUGUCAUGAAAGCUGAGAUCAUCCAGAGACUGAAGGGCCCAAACUUUGGCCAAAUUGAGAACACAAACAAUUUUCACAAUCUCUAUGUCCAGAGACACACUAAUGUCAGUAUACUAUAUGCUGAUAUAGUUGGAUUCACACGGCUGGCCAGUGACUGCUCACCUGGAGAGCUGGUGCACAUGUUGAAUGAGCUGUUUGGCAAAUUUGAUCAAAUUGCCAAGGAAAAUGAAUGUAUGCGGAUAAAAAUCCUUGGUGACUGUUACUACUGUGUAUCCGGCCUUCCAGAGUCCCUGCCGAACCACGCUAAGAACUGUGUCAAAAUGGGUCUGGACAUGUGCGAGGCCAUCAAGAAAGUGCGAGAUGCCACAGGGGUGGACAUCAAUAUGCGUGUUGGCGUGCAUUCAGGGAAUGUCCUUUGUGGUGUGAUUGGACUUCAGAAAUGGCAGUAUGAUGUUUGGUCACAUGAUGUCACGCUGGCCAACCAUAUGGAGGCUGGAGGUGUACCAGGGCGAGUCCACAUCACCUCAGUAACACUGGAGCACCUAAAUGGUAGCUAUAAGGUAGAAGAUGGGGAUGGACAAGAGAGAGACCCUUACCUGAAGGAACAUGGAGUCAUCACUUAUCUGGUCAUCAACCCAAAGGUUGAGCGUCGGAGCCCACAGCAUCAUUACCGUCCCAGACCCACUUUAUACGGAGCAAAGAUGAGAGCCUCAGUCAGGAUGACCCGCUACCUGGAGUCCUGGGGAGCAGCCAAGCCCUUUGCCAACCUACAUCACAGAGACAGCAUGACCAAUGAGAACGGGAAGAUCAACACUGCUGAUGUGCCAAUGGGGCAGUAUCACUUCCAGAGGAGAUCAGAAAGGACAAAAUCUCAGAAGAAACGGUUUGAGGAGGAACUUAACGAGAGGAUGAUCAGGACCUUUGAUGGGAUAAAUUCGCAGAAACAGUGGCUCAAGUCUGAGGACAUCCAAAGAAUAUCAUUGUUCUUUCACAACAAAUCCUUGGAGAAGGAGUACAGAGCAACAAUCUUGCCGGCCUUCAAAUACUAUGUCACCUGCGCCUGUUUGAUCUUUUUCUGCAUUUUCAUUGUGCAGAUUCUCGUCCUGCCAAAGACAACUGUCUUGGGAAUAUCCUUUGGAAUGGCUUUUCUUAUUCUUUCCUUGAUCCUCUUCAUAUGUUUCAUUGGACACUUCCUGCAUUGCAGUAAAAGCGUCCCCACUUCUUGGAUGUGGCUGCUGAGGUCAUCAGUCAUUAUUGCCAACAAGCCAUGGCCCCGCAUCACUCUCACCAUGACAACCACAGCUCUAAUACUCAUAAUGGCAGUCUUCAACAUGUUCUUUUUGGAAGACAAUGUGUUGCCUCCAGUUCCCGUUUACAAUUCAUCCAAUGAAACACUGUUUUACCCUUAUGGACAACUAGUGGCCUUUACUGGCAAAAACAAUUUCUACCUUCCUUAUUUAAUUUACAGUUGUAUCCUGGGCCUAAUCUCAUGCUCGGUGUUCCUGAGGAUAAACUAUGAGCUGAAGAUGAUUAUUAUGUUGACAGCCGUGGUGGUUUACAACAUCAUUAUUCUACAAACGCACGCUUCGCUGCUGGAUGAAUAUAGCAGAUUCCUCUACAAAACUGAAAGCUUGGACAGACCAGGAGUUCUCAAAGACCUGAAGACUAUGGGCUCUAUCUCCCUCUUUAUCUUCUUCAUCACUCUGCUUGUGCUUGCCAGACAGAAUGAAUAUUACUGUAGGUUAGACUUUCUGUGGAAGAACAAAUUCAAGAAGGAGUGUGAGGAGAUUGAAACCAUGGAGAACCUCAACCGGGUUUUGCUGGAGAAUGUCCUUCCUGCACACGUAGCGGAACACUUCCUGGCACGCAACUGGAAGAAUGAGGAUCUGUACCACCAGUCCUAUGACCUGGUGUGUGUCAUGUUUGCCUCCAUCCCAGACUUUAAAGAGUUCUACACUGAGUCUGACGUCAACAAAGAGGGAUUAGAGUGCCUCAGGCUCCUCAAUGAGAUCAUUGCUGAUUUUGAUGAGCUGCUGUCCAAACCUAAAUUCAGCGGCGUGGAAAAGAUCAAGACCAUUGGCAGCACUUACAUGGCUGCUACUGGGCUAAACGCAUCACCUGGGCCUGAGUACACAUCACAGGAACAUGACAGGCAGUACAUGCACAUAGGGACCAUGGUGGAGUUUGCAUUUGCUUUGGUGGGGAAGCUGGAUGUUAUCAACAAACACUCCUUCAAUGACUUCAAACUCAGAGUUGGUAUUAACCAUGGUCCAGUGAUAGCUGGAGUCAUUGGAGCCCAGAAACCACAGUAUGAUAUCUGGGGGAACACAGUGAAUGUAGCGAGCAGAAUGGACAGCACUGGAGUCCUCGGAAAAAUACAGGUGACGGAGGAGACGAGUCGCAUCCUUCAGACCCUGGGCUACAUGUGCUCUUGUAGAGGCAUCAUCAACGUCAAGGGCAAAGGAGAGCUCAAGACCUACUUUGUACACACAGAGAUGACCCGCUCACUGUCCCAGGGGAAUGUAAUGCCAUAAGACUGAUUCAGAAUAUAAACUGAAUUUACAUAGGCACAAAGAACAGACUUUUAUUUCAGAUGGGAGAGGUUCGAGCUUCUCAGUGCUGCUGAAACAGAGACAAAGUGAGGCACGAAGGAAUCAGAUCUGCACUGCAAGAAGGAGAAAAAUCUGAUUUUACCGUUGCAUUGAGAGUUACCGACGCCACAGCUGUAGUAUCCAUUUUGUCACUUAUGUAAGUGUAGCAUGUACAGCAAGUAGGCAAUAAACCCCUGGAAUAUACUGAAAUGUGUUGGAUCAAGAAAAGUCAAAUGGCAUAAGUCAUUCAGAGAGAAUAAUCAGAAAUAAUUUAAUUAGUGUUGUGACUCAGUUCUCUGAGGCUGUAGGCAGUCACUGUGCCAUAAUAGCUGCUUUUUCAACCAGGUGAAUCAACAAAAGGAAUCUAUAUUCUGUUCACUUUACACAUGACAACUGAUGUACAAUAAGAAGAAGAGAAACAAUGUGCAUGGCAACAAUUGUAACAUCAAGGCCUCUUGAAGGGCAUCUAAAAGAUAAGAAUUUCAGAGUGAACAAUGGUAAUAUAAAAAUGACACGCUGGUGGUUCAGAUAUAAAGUUUGCUUGCCCCCAACUUAACCAAUUUCUUAUGGAGUGAUACAGAAGGCCACAGAUCUGAUAUUAAAAUGAAAGCAAAGGACAAACAUAAGAGAAAACUGCAUGACCACUGUUGCAAAAGUGAGCUGGUCCUGUUUGAAAAACACAGCCAACAAGGAGACACACAUAUGUGUACAUAACUCCAUCAACCUUGUUAGAAGCACGAAGUCUUGGAUGUAUUUUACAGGCAGUCUAGGACCAUUAAAAAAAACAAAACUUAAAAAAAAAAAAAAAAAAGAGAAAAUUUAUGAAUAUAUUAUGAUAUUCAUGCAGGGCUGCGUUUCCCAAAAUGGUCUUUGCACUUAAAUCAUCUUAUCUUCAUUGACUGUUUACACAAAAGAAAAAUUUUAAUCCUUUAUGGCAUCAGAUCAGAUUUAUUAAUUUCUGCUGAAAAAUGGAAAACUUGCUGUUCAAACAAGGCUGAGAGGAUCAGCUCUGAGCCAUACAGAUUUAAAACCAGGUUAAAGUAACACUAUCGGAUAACAAAAAGGGACAAAAGAUGAUUUCAGUGUGUGGAUUUUAAUUUGGGAAAUCUGAGCCUGAUCUGUGUACAGGGUAGCUUUAGAGUGCAUAUGGUACUGUGGUUUUGUAAGAAAAGAAAAUACUACCAAAAAAGUGUUUUGAUGUUUUGAUGAUGCCAUUGUUUUUUGUAAAAACUUCAUUAAAAUUUCUAUGUAUUUCAGUCCUAUGGAGUGCUUUUAUUUGCCUUGGAGGGCCUUUAAAAAUGACCAGCUCACCGCAUAUUAACACAACUGGACUGAUAGUCUCUUUAUCAACCUAAACUAGUCUGUGUGUGAGGCGGGUUACAUUACAACACUCACAUAAACUAACUGAAUCAAUACAAUGCAUGACUCACAAUGAGUCCUCUUUGGUUCAACAUGUGUUUUUCUAUGAAACACAAUACAUACUUGACAUUGAGCAAUGGCCCUGAUGAGCAGAUGGACAGAUACAAUGUGUCUAGACUUAUCAGGGCCAAAGUUGGGUCAGUUCAGGGUAGCAGCACAGCUCAUGUCCUAUCUGCUUUACACUGAUUCAUUGCAAUUUUAAAAUGGAUAGAUAUGAAUAGACACAAC